AUGUCUAUAUCGAUCCACGUCAAAUCGGGCCAAAACAACUGGCAGGUUUCCAUCGACCCGGCAAGUACCAUCCUUCAAUUGAAGGAAGAAAUUGCCAAAGUUUCUGAAGUCCCUGCAACAAACCAAAGACUUAUCUUUUCAGGGAAAAUCUUGAAGGAUGACCAAACGGUGGAGUUCUACAAAAUUUUAGAUGGUCUUUCCAUUCACAUGGUCAAAUCUGGCGGUGGCAGCGCCAAUAAGAAUAAGUCGCCUCCUCCUCAAGCUAAUACCACAGCGACCCCUGUGGCACCUAAUAUGGCUGCCGGUGAAACUGGUGGGUUUAAUCCAUUGUCAGAUUUGACCAGUGCACGUUAUGCCGGAUACUUGAAUUUGCCUUCUGCCGAUACUUUUGGUCCAGAUGGUGGGCUAAAUAAUUCAGGUCCUAACCAAGAUGAAAUGCUAAGGAUGUUGGAUAACCCCGUAUUCCAAUCUCAAAUGAAUGAGAUGCUAAGUAAUCCGCAAAUGCUCGAUUUUAUCAUUCAGGCAAAUCCACAAUUGCAAGCAAUGGGACCUCAAGCGAGACAAAUUCUACAAAAUCCAAUGUUUAGACAAAUGUUAACAAACCCAGAUAUGAUAAGACAGAGUAUGCAAAUGGCAAGAGCAAUGAACGGUGGUGUGGACCCUAAUGGGAAUGGUCAAGCAAAUACUUCUUCUGACUUCCCUGCUCCAGGUGGUGAUGACGAUAAUACAGUCAGCGAAAAUACUCCUUCAACAACAAACACUGCAAGUACAAAUCCAAGCUCUACAGCAACUACCAACGCUGCAAACCCAUUUGCGUCCUUGUUUAAUCCGGCCAUGAAUCCAUUCGCCGCUGGAAUGGCAAAUACCAAUGCUGCUGGUUCUGGCAACCCUCCUGCAUUUGAUCCUUCGUUUUUCGCAUCUAUGUUCCAACCUCCUGCAGCACAACAACAGCAAGAAGAUACCAGACCCCCAGAAGAACGUUAUGAACAUCAAUUGAGACAAUUGAACGAUAUGGGGUUCUUCGACUUUGAUAGAAAUGUGGCUGCCUUAAGACGUAGCGGUGGAAACGUCGAAUCUGCAUUGAAUGCCUUGUUGAAUGGCGAUGUUUAA
Naumovozyma castellii is the source of this 1110-nucleotide messenger RNA. RefSeq names its product ubiquitin domain-containing protein DSK2 (gene DSK2). The transcript has a single exon. The record is from RefSeq and is a predicted model, not a curated record. Bases 1 to 1110 code for a protein of 369 amino acids. Lineage: Eukaryota; Fungi; Ascomycota; Saccharomycetes; Saccharomycetales; Saccharomycetaceae.